Anolis sagrei ordinatus is the source of this 1962-nucleotide messenger RNA. Lineage: Eukaryota; Metazoa; Chordata; Lepidosauria; Squamata; Anolidae. The record is from RefSeq and is a predicted model, not a curated record.
AUGGAGUUUGUGACGGGGUACCGCGAGGAGAUCCUGGACUUUGCGGAGCUGCUCUUUGGCUGGUACCGCCGCUUCCUGCUGGAGGCCUCCCUGGGGUGGGGGUCUGCGGAGCCGCGCAAGAGGCGGGAGGGGUCCGUGCGCCGCCUGCCCCUGGACCCCGCCCUGUGGGUGCUGCACCUGCUGCCCAACCGCGCCCUGGCCUUCUCCGUCCCCGACCCCGGGCAGCAGGUGAGCAGCCGCUUCUACGGCGAGGAGGCCCUGGCCCUGCGGGACCUGCAGCGCUUCAUCACCUUUGUGGGCGCAGGGGAGGAGGAGGAGGAGGAGGAGGUGGAGGCGGAGCUGGAGGCGGAGACAGAGGCGGAGCCAGCACAAGAGGAUGGCAGGCCAGAGAGGAAGGAGGAGGCGCAGCCAGGCGGGGCCCGCACAGGGCUGGGCCUGGGCCUGCGCCGCGUGGAGUGCCUCCUGCUGGUGACGGACGAGCACGGCACCAUCCUGGGCUUCGACUUCCUGCUGGGGGGCCCGGGGCCCUCCUCCCCCUCCCCAUUGGGGACCCCCCUGGAGGGACGGGCCCUGGCCCUCCUCCUCCACUGCAUGGCCUGCCCGCUGGGCGCUGGGGAGCCGCGCCGGCCCAAGACCCUCACCGUGGGGGACCCCGCUUUGCACAAGUCCCUGGAGCCACUGCUGGGGCGCCUGGGGGUGAAGAUGAGCAAGGCGCCCAUGCGUGGUUGGGGCCCCCGCCCGGCCUUCUCCUUCCCCACCACGCGGGGCCGAGCCUGCCACGUCUGCAAGAGGCACAGCUUCGAGGGGCCCCUCGCCCCAUGCCACCUCUGCCGGGCGGUGCUGUACUGUUCGGAGCGUUGCCGGCAGCUGGAUUGGGACCGGAGCCCCGAGGACGUGGCACACCGCUUCUGGUGCCAGCGCAUGGCCGCCUACAUGGGCCGCGCACGGGAACUGGCCAAUCUGCCCUUCACCUUCGCCGCAGAGGCCAGCAGCGAGACCUUCAACAAGGAGGGCUUCCUGGGGUCGCGGGGGCUGACCCGGGGCUACUGGGCCGGAGAGAGCAUGAUGGUGCGCGCCCCUGGGUACGGCGUGGGGCUGGCCCCCCCAGGAAUGGGACCCCUCCUCAAGAGUGGUAACCCUUUUGAGGCGCUGCGGCCAGAAGGAGGGACGGCGCUGCCCCCGGCCCCCCCGGAGCCCCCCACCCCUCGGACCUACUUUGGAUCAUGGAAGGAAUACUAUCAGUGGCGGGGGCUGCCCCUGGGAGCCCCCCUGGCGGUCAUCCUGACCUACCCGCUGACCAUGUACUACAUCAUCACCCAGCUGGCCCCACAGCACUUCCCAGAGCUGAACAUCCUGAACAAGCAGUCCCUCAAGAUCCAUGUGGUGGAAACGGGCAAGGAGUUCGGGGUGCUGAUGGCCUUCUGGGAGCUGUCCGUGCUACUGCCCCACGUCUCCUUGGAGCUGCUCUUUGUGGGGGACACUUUACCCCCCGAGUUGGAUGGCCAGCAGUUCCUCUUGCAGAGAGAUGUGAGUCGGAGGCUCUUCUCUAUGGAAGGCCCUAUAAGCCCUGGUUCAUUACAACAACACAUUGGUGUCUCUGUCCGGCCUGGACUGACCCCCAGGUCAAAGGGGGGCCGCCGUGAGCUGCAGAUGGGCUUCAGCGCCCGGCCCUAUCACCUCCUGCAGGCCCCCAAACCGGACCUGGUCAUUGGAUUUAACUCUGGAUUCGCCCUCAAGGAGACCUGGCUGAGUUCUCUCCCCCGGCUCCAGUCCCUCCGGGUCCCGGCCUACUUCACCGAAUGCAGCGAGUACAGUUGCGCCGUGGACGAGGCGGCCGUCUCGAUGGCAACGGGGGGCACCACCAGCCCCGCCCAGGUCAACCCCUUCCGCUCGCCCUUCCGCCAAGCCGGCAUCGACAAUGCCAUGCCCUGGUGCGUGACCUCUGACCCUGGGCCCACCUAA